AAGGCGUUUGACGUGCAUUGGUGUGGGAAGCGGCAGUUCUAGUGCUAAACCACUACCGAAAAGACUACAAAAGCUGUGGCGGUUAAAAUAGAAGAGCCCCAUCAGGUUUUAAAUCAUAACUUUCUGUUUUGGCUAUCGGUCCAGGUCCGUAUGGGACAGCUUCUGCGUCUGGGUCCGGCGUGGUCCGCCUGUUAGUGACCGCUGCUCUAUUGGUAUAAUUAAUCAUUCUAGAAAGAUUGACCUGAUUUAGCCCAAAUAUAAUGGUAAUGAUAACUUAAUCAGUACUAAACAGACCAUGAGCAUUAAACUAUGGAAGCUUAUCGCAUAUGAGAGUUAACAUGAGUGACAAAAUAACGCUGGGUUAAAUGGUUAGAAUGUUUGUGCUUGGUGGUUCGUUCUGUGAUCGACAUGUUUGUUAGCUGCCGGUGCAAAGCUGCGUGUCGACUCCGUAUACAAAAACCUUUAAAUUGAUUUAAAUUAUGUUAGACAGACUUUUGUGGAUUGUUUAAGAAUAAGAACAGUGUGACAUUUGUUAGUUCAGCAAAAACACAAAAAGCGUUGUCCACGCCGCUUAAUUUAAUUUGCGUUACUUAACAUCGCACAUCCUGCGAUGUGACUAUUGCACGUGCGUACAUUGCGAUGACGAUGCUGAAAUGAUAUAUCGUGCAGCCCUAGUAUGUAGUAUUGUGAUGUCUCAAAAUGUCAUUACUCACCUGAAUAGUAUUGUCACCUCAGCUAUGUAUAAAUGUAGAAUUAAAACGUUCAAAAAAGAAAUUCUUUAAUUGAAGUGUGUAUGCAUUCCCCCCCUUCCACAUACACAGUCAAGCCACCCAAUCAGCACCCUUUCCUGCAGUUUUUAUAAUUCCUAAGUUUCCAAGAGAUGUUCAGACAACAUUGGACUAAAAGCAGGCUUGUUUGAUUGAGCAGUCAGAUUGCAGCAAAAUUGUUAGAACACUCUAUGAAAGCAUGGUUCAGUACAAACUGUUUCUCAGCAGUGAUGAGUAUGUGCGUGUAUGCAAGGCACUGAUUUUGAAGUACCCUUUCUUAAAGGACAAAGACGGGAAUGGUUAUCAUACUUGGCACGUGUCACUAAGACGAAAGUUUAAAUAUGAACGCAAACCACUAAUUGAUGUGGAAGAGUUACAAAGAAUGAAGAGGAAGUUUGGACAUGCCAAAAAGUUCCAGCAACAUGAAGAAAAUGCUUGCAAGCGAAGAAAGAAAUCGGAGAUAUCUAUUGUUGGGGAGGAUGCUACCUCAGUAGAGAGACAUGUAAAGGUCCUGCAGGAUCAAUAUCGAAAGACACAUCCAGAUGUGCACAUUGUGGAGGACCGUAUGCAUAGGACAUUUGCCUGGAGGAGGCAGGAAAUUGCCAAUGGGAUGAUGCUCCAUGAUACCAUCAACAAAUAUCCAUUCCUACAGAAUCCAUCUGGGCUUUUUCAAUAAGUGGCUAAAAAGAAAUCUUCCUUUGCAACUUUAAUAAGUGAAGAGAGAGAGUUGGCCCUUGCUGAAGAUGUACCUCGGAUUGAUUUCAAUUCUGCUAUCCUACUGUUGCCAAUCCUGUUCAGGGAGAAACUUGAGAAUUACAUCAUUCUUGGGGAGGCUGAGCCAACAUCACCAUAUCCAACUAUCCAGGAGGAGGAUGUCACAAUCUGGAGGUCUCUGUUCACAGGAAGAGUCUCUGCAGUUAUCAAGGUGGAUGGGUUGUCGGUUUGCAGAGCACAAAGUCUUG
Paramormyrops kingsleyae is the source of this 1729-nucleotide messenger RNA. The record is from RefSeq and is a predicted model, not a curated record. NCBI's taxonomy places the organism in Eukaryota, Metazoa, Chordata, Actinopteri, Osteoglossiformes, Mormyridae.